GACACGAGGAAAGGGGAAGGAUCGAUUGUUCGCCCAGAAUCCCAAUUUGCAGCCGCUCCUGCAUCGGGUGUGCUCUACCAUACACAAGAAAAAUUCUAUUUGGCACAGCUCCUCGUGGCGAGAACAUCGUGAUGUGUUUCAAUCGUAUCGUGUUUCGUGCCGCCUGAACCGGGUGUUUCGUUAUACUCCCGCGACGUGACAACGGCCUCUAAAGUAAUUUUCCGUCGCACCUUGAAAAUAACUCGCGGAUUCAGAAGACGCAUGAUCCAAAUUCGAGGUGAACGCCCAAUAUAAUGACGAUGAACGUGAUAACGUCGCUGACGAGGAGGACUAUACCGCAGCUGCAUUACCUGUCUCGUCACGCACAUACCACGAGCAAGGAUCAAUGCGGCGCGUUCGACCUGGUGAUCGUCGGCGGUGGCAUCGUCGGAUGCGCCACUGCUCGCGAAAUAAUGAUGAGACACCCUAACAUGAAGAUGGCCAUCGUGGAGAAGGAGAACGCCCUGGCGAUGCAUCAAACGAUGCACAAUAGCGGCGUAGUGCACGCCGGCAUUUAUUACACUCCUGGAAGCAUGAAGGCGAAGCUGUGCGUGGAAGGGCUGAAACUCUCGUACGAGUACUUUUGCAAGAACAACAUACCUCACAAGAAAGUCGGUAAGCUGAUCGUCGCCCAGAACCCGGCACAAGUCAAGAGGAUAGACGACCUCUUCGAUCGAGGAACGAAGAACAACGUGCCGGAUCUGCAGAUCGUCGAGAAGGACUGCAUAUCGAAAUACGAACCCAAGUGCCAGGGAGAAAAAGCCUUAUGGUCACCGUGGACCGGGAUAGUGGACUGGGCGGUCGUCUGCCGAGCUUUCGCCAACGAUUUCCAGAGGAUGGGAGGCGAGAUUUUCCUCAAUUUUGAAGUAACAGGAUUCGCAGAGACGACGGAAUCGAGGGGACAGAGUCAGCUGGCUCCCAUAUCUGUUCAAUCGAAAAAUCGAUGCAUACCAACGAGAUACGUAUUGACGUGCGCUGGCCUGCAUUCGGAUCGACUGGCUGCAAUGACCGGCUGCGACCCAAGUCCGCGAAUAGUACCAUUUCGCGGCGAGUACCUCUUGCUGAACGACAGCAAGAAGCAUCUCUGCACUACCAACGUGUAUCCGGUACCCGAUCCCAGGUUUCCGUUUCUCGGAGUGCACUUUACACCUAGAAUAAACGGCGAUAUCUGGCUGGGUCCCAACGCUGUCCUCGCAUUUGCAAGAGAGGGCUACAGCUGGUUCCACAUAAAUCUAAGAGACUGCAUUGAAAUGGCGAAAUUCCCCGGUUUGUAUAAACUCUGCUGGCGAUACUUCGUGCCGGGCUGCAAGGAGGUGUUAAAAUCGAUUUUCUAUCCGCUAGCAGUGAGGGAUCUUCAGAAAUUCAUUCCGGAAGUUUCGUACAGGGAUGUCAAGAGAGGACCAGCGGGUGUAAGGGCACAGGCGUUGGACAAAACCGGGAAGCUGGUCGACGAUUUCGUUUUCGACGGAGGUACCGGCAAAAUCGGGAGCAGAGUGGUUCACUGCCGAAACGCACCGUCACCCGCCGCGACCAGUUCUAUGGCGAUAGCAAAAUUUAUUGCCGACAAGCUUGAGAAGGAUUUUAAAUUUUGAGACGUCGACGUGCCUACGUAUCAAGUCAAAGACGAAGAAGGCACGAAGAAAAUGAAUUUUAUACAGAUAUUUUGUAAAACAUUAACAUAUACGCGUAUGUUGUAUCUAUUUCUUUUAUACCACGUUUAUUGUAAUAAAUAUUUUUAGGAAAC
Molecule: messenger RNA, 1783 nt
Organism: Ooceraea biroi (clonal raider ant)
Lineage: Eukaryota; Metazoa; Arthropoda; Insecta; Hymenoptera; Formicidae
Gene: L2HGDH
Product: L-2-hydroxyglutarate dehydrogenase
Molecular function (GO): (S)-2-hydroxyglutarate dehydrogenase activity
Source: RefSeq, a predicted model, not a curated record